CGAAAGCGGAUACGUGGGGACAGGGUCUUAGUUGUUAACCUUGAACAACCUCUUGCGAACAAGAGGUUUCUUUGCUCUGUUUCCGACGGUGGCCGAACAAUUUUUUUUUUUGCUGAUUUGGCUAAUUUAGUGGGUAUUUAAAAAAAGAGUAGUUUGGCAUAAAAAAGAGGAGAGGAAGAGAUUUCGGAAAGGGAAAACCUUGGGUCUAUCUAUGUCUUCAAAGUUGGCCAACUAAAAAGCGAAAAUAGUCUGCCUUUUCAGUGUUUUGUCGAAUUUUCCAUCGAAAACAACGAUGCAAGAAGAAAAAAAAUAGACAUCUUUGGCGUGUCUACCCCAAUAGUAGAUGUUUCGUACUUUUAUUUUGCCAUUUAAGUAAACAUUGUUGAGGACAAAUGAAAAGAGACAUGCGCACAAAAGAAGAAUUUGUCCUAAACAUCAUAUCUGUGUGCGAGACAUCAUGGUCAUGGCCACCAGCAAAAGAUGAUGAUUAAAACCUCAUCCAAACGAAAACUCACACUAAAUGCAACGUCUAAUACGUUUCACCAGCUUGGCUACCGGUUUUCUAAAUGACGACCAGACGCACUUGAAUGGCUUACCUGUACGUCACCUGCCCAUCUCAUGCUGGGAGCGCGGGGAACUCUGGGAAAGGAUCAACCCAAACAAGAAUAUUCUUUUGUGUCGGAAAGGAAUGUUUUCACUGUUUCUUGAUCUUUGAUAAUUUUCCCAAAGAACACAGAGAUAAGCGUGUGAAUGUGGACACAAGAAAAUGAAAUCCUAAGACAAAACCCAAGGCUGUUGUAAACGCACGAUGAGGUGGUAUUUGGUGACGCUUGGCGUUAUUUUAUUUCCCUUGGUAACGUUCAGUAUGGUACCUAGGGACGAGUGGCCUCAGAUAGGGAACGAAGUCACUCAGGAUCUCUUGGACGAGAUUCAGGGAUACGAUGAGAUCCUCAACAAGCCUCUAUCAGUCGGCUUCUUUCUAAGGGGCACCGAGGGACCUCCUGGACCACAAGGGACCAAGGGCCCUCCAGGCUCUCAGGGGCUCUCAGGCGUACAGGGCUACCCAGGCGCUCCUGGCCCCCGAGGGCGUAGCCCACCCGGGCCUCCCGGAAUACCCGGACCUCGCGGACUUCCAGGAUAUAGAGGCCCCAAGGGACCUCCAGGAUAUCAGGGGAUGCCCGGGAUUGCAGGCGCGCCGGGACCUCGUGGACCACCUGGUCCUAUGGGCCCUCCUGGUCCCCACGGCUGUGCGUCCUGUGUUGAUUACACAAGAUCCUCCAACACUAUACCUUCGAAUGCUAUCAUAGCAUGCGAGGGUGGAAACAUCUACCUCGCUUGUGGCCCAAACCAGAUGGUCAAAAUUACCCAGGCGUUCUGGGGACGAGACAACUACUACACAUGCGCAAAUAAUCCCAAUAUGACAUCACGAGAGCUGGCGACUGACAUAGAGACGGAUCACGUGGUACGCACGCUGAAGACGUACUGCGCAGGUCAGCAUUCGUGCCAGGCCCCUGCGACCAGGAAGACAUUUGGUGACGAGUUGCAGCCAAGGGUGUCAAAAUAUUUGAAGGUCUGGCAUGAAUGCAUCCCAGCCAACGAUAUAAGCUCUCCACCCUUUCAACGCCUCAAACGAGAGGGACUCGCGGACAAAGUCAAGUUGAAUCGAGAGUUCUUCCUUCCAUUCAAAGACGAGACUGCAGCAAAAAGUCUCCAUAUCCGCUCUUCUGAUAAAGGUGAUUCGGGCAAAGCUGUCAGUGGAGUUCGUGCAGGGCUAGACUGGGACAAAAGCAACAAGCAAAUUAACAAAACGUCUGGGGUAGGGAGAGCAGAGAAGACGAGCGAACGGAGCUUCGCGCAGGUCAUUGAAGACAUGAUGAACAGCCAAUCGCAAUAACGCGCUAGCAAUCAUGACGUCAGGUGCUACCAUUAUGACGUCCCCGGUUCUGACGACGUUAGGUCUUGUUGAUGACGUCAGAAUCAUAGAAAUAGAAGGCUGGAUGAACAUCGUUCUGUCAUUGUUUAUCUCGCAUAUUUUCGACAAUGUACUAUCGACUACUUAAUGAUAGUAAUUAUGUAAAAUUAAGAUAAAGACGAUAGAGGUUAAUAAUUGCCCUACCCCUUAUAAAUAGUAAAAAAAAGUAAACAGCUCUUAUGAACGCGAAAA
Molecule: messenger RNA, 2164 nt
Organism: Nematostella vectensis (starlet sea anemone)
Lineage: Eukaryota; Metazoa; Cnidaria; Anthozoa; Actiniaria; Edwardsiidae
Product: phospholipid scramblase 1
Exons: 6
Coding region: 809-1894 (361 amino acids)
Molecular function (GO): carbohydrate binding
Source: RefSeq, a predicted model, not a curated record